AUGUCUCUCAAUCCAACCCAAGCCACCGGCCUGAACCAUUGCCAAGCAGACUCUCUCCAUGAAUCAAGCGCUUCAGCCGUUGCAGAAUGCCUCGUCGAUCUGUCAGCAUUCGUGUACAAAGGAUAUUGUACUGGCAUCAUCAUGCUUGACUUGCCCAUCUUGGCAACGGCGAAAAAUUUGUCCAACAGGUUAUAUGGCUAUGCGUUUAGCCUCGUGAUUGAGCGGAGUCCAGGUUUCUUGACCAGACCAGGACAGAAUACAAGCUUGAACACAUCGCGAGCCGUAGACAGCAUGAGCCAGCUGGCCGCAUUCCUGGAGAACAAGGCACACGAUCUGGAAGUGUGCGGCUUCGCCAAUGGUCACGAGGUAGCACUAGCAGAGGACUUGAGAUUCUUCGAGCAAUACACUCGGAUGCUACUCCAAACUGCGCCAAGUCGUCUCAAAGCUGUAGACUCUUCUGCGCCGCCCAUCAAUGCUUCUAUAAAAGUACCAGAAGGUAGAGCUCUGAGUGAGAAAUCACGAGGCAAAGCAGCAGAGGCACAGCCCACUGGAUCUGACGAGCCUGGUAGAGACGCACAAGACAUUUCGGGUGUUGAGCAUAUCGCCUUCGAGUACAAUGUCACCCAGGCAAUCGAAGCCCCUCUACCUAGUCCAGGCACGGUUAUGGGUCAGUCAUUGAAGUAUAACAACCAUCCUACAGAUGUGUCGAGUGAUAUACGACGACCCACGCACCUCGACAUACCACCUCUCGAGAGCGGCGCGACAACCCCAGCUGGCGCUACUACUCCUUAUGAUCUCCGUCCUACGCCGUUCAACGUGGAACAUGCGCCGCAUCCUUUGCAAGGCUCUCGACUCUGGAGUCCUUCCUGCAUUGCAGACAACGAAGCUUUUUCUCGGCUCCAUUCCGGAUCCGACAAGACACUGCGUCAAACACCAAACUCUUGCACAACUCUUCAGAUUGGGCACAGCACCGAGGACCCUUUCCAGUCCCGCCAGUAUGUAGAUGCUUCGACUCUGGGCUACACCGGUAUCAAAGCACUCCGACUGGUGCAUCCAUUCUGCGCUCGCGAGAUUCACGAGUUGAACUUUGAUGUCCUCCGAUUCCUUGACGUUGUCCUUGGUGAGAGAGUCGUUGCACGAGCCGUAGAGAUGGAGCAUGUCAGUGCAAAGCGCGAGAGAGCUGCGAAUCGCGCUCUCAGAAAGAGCCGCGAGAUUGUGGAACGAGAGAUUGGGAUACGGAAUUGGGAGAUCAAUCGUGCUCCUCCGCAACCACAUUCGACAGCAUCCGAUGACAGAGCUGAAGCACUGCAUAGCCAGCCCACAUCCGCGGUCCAUGAGUGUCAUGCCAGUGAAUCUGUCGCAGAGGGUUUAGAAGCUGCGACACCACCUCCAUCACACAUCUCUUGGCCAGGCAUUUCACUCGAUCCAGAUGACUCUGCGUCACAGCACGAAUUGCUCCCUCUCCCUGUUCGGAAGCGUCUGGAUACAUAUUCGAUACAUGUCGAAGUCCCAAGAGGAUUACAAGGUCCAAAGGACAUACACGUGAGAUUCGCCGACGAGGCGCCAGCAGACAGACUCGCUGGCUCGGCUUCUCCGGCAAGGACAUCAUCUUCUGUUCCGACUGAGCUUCUCCGCGCACCAGGCGGUACAGGCUUUGGGGCGAAUCGAGUCGAUGAAGUUGGGUCUGCUGCUGAAGUGCCUGUAGUCGAGACUGCACAAGGGCCUACCAAGUCUUCGCAAAUCGCGUCAAACGACCGUGGUCCUUCUGUGGAGCAAGUACAAGCACAACUGACUGCACUGCAACUCCAGCUUGCGAACGCUCGGCCUCGUGAGAGGCCAAGACCGGAGGUGAGUGUGUAUGUACGUCCAAAUAUGCCAGAGUCUCCUCUUCAAGGCUCACCUUCCAGCAUACAAGGCUUUCAUGGGGACUGCGAAUGCGCUUUUCAGCCAGACGGCGAGCACAGCAGCCCCUUGGAGGAGACACAUUGUGCGGUAACUGUGCCAACACCAGAUGAUUCAACUGUAAUUCAUACAAUUCCGAAACCUGUGAGCACUGUCGUAGCAGCCGCAGCAGCAGCAGCACAGCCCAGUACAUUACCUACACAUCCUCAAGCAGAAGCGACGCAAUGGAAGGAAGACACCCACACGUCCAAUGGUCGCAGCUCACCUCCUUAUGUGGCUUACACCAAAUGUGAAGAUGAAGAUGGUAAAUUGUAUAUUCUCGACACACCAGAUGGAAAGCCGAUUUGUCUUGAGACAGCAACUGCAGCAGCAACAACAACAACUUCCACAUGUCAGCAACAGCAACAGCAACAGAAUCUCACCAGCAAUAAUAGUAACAGUAAAAAAAGUUCCAGCAGUAAUAUUCUCAGUAAUAACAGCAAUGAUAAACCUGACAUCUCCGAAAUCCAGCAUCAGAUGAUCAAAUCUCCCGACGAACAAGAACAACAACAUCAAUCCUCAAAACAUACUUCCAAUUCACCUCCCCUCCUCCUCUUCUUCUCGCCUGUGCAGGAUUUCAACAGCCCUGAUGAGUUAUCCUCUGCUCCUGUUCCUGAUCUUGCUCUUCUUGCUCUGGAAGCACAAAUUCCAAGAAGCGAUACUGCUGCGACGCAGUCUCUGGCUGCCGGAUUGAAAAGUUCGAGGGGUAGAGGGAGGGUUGAGAGAGGAGGGUUUGCUACUGUUGGUGAAGAUUCUGGUGAUGAUGAUGAUGGUGAAUAUUCUGGCGAUGAUGAUGAUGAUGAUGGUGGUGGUGGUGAUGAGGAAUGGAGGCGAUUGGGGUUUGUGGAAGCGGGUUGUUCUUCGAGAGGGAGAAUGAGUUUUUUGGGAUGA
Messenger RNA from Sphaerulina musiva SO2202, 2832 nucleotides. RefSeq lists its product as uncharacterized. NCBI's taxonomy places the organism in Eukaryota, Fungi, Ascomycota, Dothideomycetes, Mycosphaerellales, Mycosphaerellaceae. The coding region runs from base 1 to 2832 and encodes 943 amino acids. The record is from RefSeq and is a predicted model, not a curated record. The transcript has a single exon.